AAUCACUCGACACAUUUUAAAUUUCACAAACUUCUGCAGCCAAAAUGACUGAAUUACACCAGCCCCUCGAUGGAGAAAAGCUACUUGACGUGCUCAUUAUCGGGGCAGGUAUAUCUGGAAUCAACGCCGCCUACCACCUCCGGACAGAGCUACCACACUAUCGCUUUGCCAUCCUAGAAGCCCGCGAUAAUAUAGGCGGGACCUGGGACCUGUUUCGCUACCCCGGUAUACGGUCCGACUCGGAUCUCUACACAUUUGGCUUCUCCUGGCACAGGUGGAAUCGAUCGAACCCGAUCGCCCAAGGCGCUGAUAUCUUGGAGUACCUCGAUGAUGCGGCCACCACUUAUCGCCUCAAGGACCACAUUCUCUUCAAUCACCGCGUCUCGUCGCUUGAAUGGGCCCAGAAUCAAUGGACAGCUGAGGUCCAACACGCCGGCGCGAACAAGACCAUCCGCGCUCGAUUCAUCAUCUUCGGGACGGGCUACUACGACUACCACCAGCCCCUGACAACGGACAUCCCUGGUCUCGACCAGUUCAAAGGCCAGGUCAUCCACCCGCAGUUUUGGCCCGACUCCCUCGAUUACACCGACAAGCGCAUCGUCGUCAUAGGAAGCGGCGCGACGGCAGUAACACUCAUCCCAAAGCUCGCCGAGCGCGCCGAACUCGUCACAAUGCUCCAACGCAGCCCGACUUACAUCAUCACAGUCCCUAAUCCCUCACUAAACUCCUGGUGGGCGCGACUCCUCCCCAAGUCCUGCGUCUAUUACAUCCGCCGAGUUUUCAGUUUCAUUUUCGGUCAACUUUUCUUCCGAUACUGCCGUGCCUUCCCAGGCUCCGCACGAGCGUUCCUCGAUCGCGGAGCGAGGUCCCAGCUCCCCGCGGAUAUUCCCCUGGACCCGCACUUCAAGCCGCGCUACAACCCUUGGGAACAGCGUCUCUGCGCCUCCCCAGACGGGGACUUUUUCAAGGCCCUCGCGUCCCGCAAGGCAGCUAUCCAAACAGAUACCAUCUCCACAGUCGACGCCCACGGCAUCCGUCUCUCCAGCGGCACUUACCUCCCCGCAGAUAUGAUCGUGACAGCCACGGGCCUCAAACUGCAAAACUGCGGCGGCAUCCCCAUAACAGUCAACGGGAAACCGCUCGACAUUCCCCAGAAAUUCAUGUGGAACGGCCUCAUGCUGCAGGAUCUACCCAACGCGGUCCUAUCCCUCGGAUACAUCAACGCGUCGUGGACGCUCGGCGCUGACGCGUGCAUGCAGCUGACCUGUCGCAUAUUGAAACUGCUCGAGAAGGGCGGACUCACCGCUGUCGUCCCUGUCCGCGACGGGGUGCAGAGGACGGAUGGGAAACCGGCGAUGCGCUUGUUUUCGACGUAUCUGGUGCGCGCGCAGAAGAACAUGCCUAGGACGGCUGCGGCGAGACCUUGGGUUGCGCGGACGGACUAUCUCUCGGAUAUGUAUUUUGGAAGGUUUGGGGAUGUUACUGCUGGGUUGGAGUUUUUAUAAUUGAUAACGUGUGUAUUCAUG
Aspergillus campestris IBT 28561 is the source of this 1526-nucleotide messenger RNA. Its product is annotated as flavin-containing monooxygenase. The record is from RefSeq and is a predicted model, not a curated record. Lineage: Eukaryota; Fungi; Ascomycota; Eurotiomycetes; Eurotiales; Aspergillaceae. Bases 45 to 1505 code for a protein of 486 amino acids. The transcript has a single exon.